AUGGCCAACGAUAUAACCAUAGAUGACGAAGAUGUUUCCGAGACGGGGACACCUGACGGCCACGCGCCGUCUAGCCUCAGUCCGGCUAGCCUCGGGGGCGAAGAUACGGGCAAGAACCUUGCGGGGCAAGUCAAGACUCGGCAAGACCGAAGGGCGUCCACCCAUCAGCCGCAUGGCCAUGGCGCGGUUCACCAGAUGGUCGAACACGCGGCUGAAGAAAUCGACGGACCCGCCGCCGUGCAGGGCCAGAACUCGUCCCUGUGGGACUGGAUCAAGUCGCUCGUUGAACCUUACGCCUCUCUGCGAUCACAAUCGCCCCGUUUCGUCUGCCUAACGUCCUCGGACCCGGUGAACCAGACAGUCGCCCGAGGCAGCCUCACCCAGAUGAUCAACCACGUCUUCGCGCGCUGCGCCGUGUCGACCACAUUAACAUCUAACAAUACCUCUACUACGCCUCCAGCCGCGACUAGCCCGGACGCGUCGGGGAGCAGCUCGCCGCCCAUGCCCGCGCAGGUGCUCGAGCAGCCGCAGGCAAGGAUGAAUGGCGAUGCGCGGGAUAAUGGAGACCACGCGCUCGAUACGCCCGUUGGCGAGAACGCGCCGCUUGCGCCGUCUUCCAUCCCCGCUACGAACGGCCAUGCGCUGCCUCCGACCUCCAACGGCGACGCCCACCCCCAUCAUCCCCCACUUUCCGAAGACGGAGAAGGAGAAGGAGAGCGGGAAGGCAUGCACGAGCUCACGACGAACGAUCUCUUUCUCAAAGACGCGUUUCUCGUCUGCCGCGCGAUGUGCAAGUGUUAG
Peniophora sp. CBMAI 1063 is the source of this 801-nucleotide messenger RNA. NCBI's taxonomy places the organism in Eukaryota, Fungi, Basidiomycota, Agaricomycetes, Russulales, Peniophoraceae. The record is from the annotation of a GenBank genome assembly.